Conger conger (European conger) is the source of this 2921-nucleotide messenger RNA. It is a transcript of the gene phf21b, whose product is annotated as PHD finger protein 21B. The coding region runs from base 79 to 1788 and encodes 569 amino acids. The transcript is spliced from 15 exons. Lineage: Eukaryota; Metazoa; Chordata; Actinopteri; Anguilliformes; Congridae. The record is from RefSeq and is a predicted model, not a curated record.
UUAAAAUAUUCUUUAUUUUUGGGAAACUUAGCCUCGAUUACCUCGAAAGUAAUCGGAAAGUGCUUUGGAAGUCGGGAAAUGGAACUACAAGGCCUACAAGAGGCGUUGAAAGUUGAAAUCCAGUGUCAUCAGAAACUAGUUGCACAGAUGAAGCAAGACCCACAGGAUGGAGAGCUUAAGAAACAACUACACGAAAGGCAAACAAGAAUAACCGCCCUUAGCGAAAAACAAAAGCUGGCGGUCCGAGGCUGUCCCGUGGGGAACCCCAAGCCCCUCCCCCUCAUCAAACCUCCCGCCCAGAGCAUCGCCAUCUCCGUGCUUCCCGCCAAGGCCCCCGUCUCCAUGGUGACGCCGCACAUCAACGGCCAGAAGGCGCUGUGCUCGGAGCCCCUGCAGACGGCCCCCGCCGGGAUGCCCGGGCUCAGCCGGAGAGCAGGGGAGCCCCCCCACUCACAGAUGUUGGGAGCUCUCACUGCUCUCCCCAUUAAGGUUCCUCAGGUCAGCUCUCUGCACCGAUUGGCUGUACAGGCGCCUGCCCUGCUACCUCAGGUCCGGCCGAAGUCGCUGAUCCCGGACAGCCUGCCCCGCAGCCCGAGCCAGGACCCCCCCAGCCGCCCCCCCGGCCUGCACCGCGUUACCGCGGUGAUCAGCCCCCGCAGCCAGGGCCCCGCCCACCCCACGCCCAACUGCACGGCCCGCCCCCUGCAGCCGCUGGCCAAUGGGCAGCCGGAGCCUGGCUCCGCCUCCAUCAGCAGCGCGGGCGUGGCCUACGCCAUCAUCUCUGCCUCCUCAUCCACUGGCCCCGCCCCCAUCAGCGUCAGCCCCGCCCCCAUCAGCGUCAGCCCCGCCUCCGUUAGCGAAGCUGUGAAGGUGAUCAUCAUCCAGCCACAGGCCCCAGGCAGCUCCCACACCUCCCCCCCACCCCCGCCCGACAGCCCCGCCCGAGACGCCCCGCCCUCCCCCUCCCCCCCUGCCAAGAAGAAGAGGGAGGAGGACCCGGAGAAAAUUGCCUUCAUGGUAGCUCUCGGCCUGGUCACAACAGAACACCUGGAAGAGCUCCAGAGGAAGAGGCAGGAGAGGAAGAGGAGGACCACAGCUAACCCCACCUACAGCGGCCUGUUUGAGCCUGAGCGUAAACGUCUGGCGUCACAUUACCUGAGCAGCCCCCUCUACCUGUCAGCCAGAGACACUGAGGAUCUGUGCUGGAAGGACGAUGCAGAGCGUGAGGAGGUGUGUGCGGUGUGUAAGGAGGACGGAGAGCUCCAGCCCUGCCACACCUGCGCCCGCUCCUACCACCCCGACUGCCUGCAGCCCCCGCUCCAGACCCCCCCCAAGGGUGCCUGGAUGUGCCCCAAGUGCCAGAGGAAGGUACUGAACAAAGAUCUGUCCUGGCCCCAGAGUUUCAUUCAGUCUUACAUGACUCACAAAACAGUGCGGGAGGAGGAGAAGAGGAGGCUCAUGAGGAGGAACAGUGAGCUGAAGGAGGAGUGGGACUCUCUGGAGGAGCAGGACCAGCGGCUCAGCCAGGCCAUCGAGGAGUGUGUGGAGCUGAAGCAGAGGCUGAUGGGACAGCAGCGGGAGGCUCAGUCCUCCCUGGAGCGUGUAAAGGCCCUGAUCCGCCUCAUCCAGCGAGACCAGGUCAUCCAGGUCACCAUGACGACCACCACCUCCGGCGCCUCCCUGCUCUCCCUGCCCUGGAUCAAACCCAGCAGCACCUCCACAGCGCCCUCUGUGGACCCCUGCGCGCUACUGCAAGGCCUGCCCCUCAACCACCCAGGCCACAACUGAUCAUGCCUGACCCCACUGACACACACACAGCUCCCCCACAACCCCACAACACCAGAAACACACACUCACACACACACACUCAGCCCACACACACUCACACCCACACUCACACCCCCCCCCCCCCCACAAACACACACUCACAGCCCACUCACACACACACACUCACUCACACACACACACACACACACACACACACACACACACUCACAGCCCUAAGCCAAUUGCCACUGGCCGGAGUCUUGGCUUGCUACCCUUGGCAUAUGCUCAAACAGACGUUUUUUAUGUUUGAUAGACAAUUGAAAGGUUUUCAUUCAACCAACGAGGGGCUUCAGGACCCAUAUCCCAUGUGUAUUUUAUAAACCCGACACCUUCAGUGCUUACAAUAUUUUUUUUACUAAUUGAUUUUUUUUUAUUUAUUAAUGUUCUUGGCCUUAAUGUAUUUAUGAAUAAUAACGCCUGUCCCGGAUAUAUGAGAAGAGUAUUCAGCGAGGCGAGUUUUUUUAACAGUAAUAAUAAUCAUAAUCAUAACGGGGGAACUUUAGCAGCCCGUCGUCGUAGUCACAGAGACAUGGAGAUAAUAUUAAAUCAAAAGGACUGUACAUUGAUAUAUCCAAGUACUUGUUACACUUGUUCUUAUUUCCGAUGGACAAUGUUCGCCAUAUUAAUUCAGGUGAAAGGGGGAAGGGGGUACGUUUUCAUUGUGUAUGUAUGAAUCUUAUGAGCCUUCAAAACAAAACAGAGAAUAACUUUUUUUCAGUAUUAAUAUAGUUGAGAUCAAAAAGUAUUUAAAAAAAAGACACAGAAUUUAGCAUUUUUAGUGAAGAAUUGAGUAUUUUGAUGCUGAUGCCUGUUGGUAAUGCGGAGGGAGGCGUGGAGUUUGCUGUACACACGUCGUGUUGAUCUGUAUUUUCUUUGAGUCGCGCAGCAGGAGUUAGGAGCUUGUAUGACCGCGGCAGCCCGACGCAAACGCUUUCGGCCGUUUGUGUUCGUAUGCGCGCGUGGCUCUCCUGUCCGUUACCACCUCCUAUCACCAGUAUAGAAAUUAUGCCAAAAAAUAUUCUAAUGUUUUUGUACUGGGACCUCCAUCAUCUUUUUUCAGACUCGUUCUUUUAUCAGUUGUCCCUACCUGUUGU